Molecule: messenger RNA, 873 nt
Organism: Argiope bruennichi
Lineage: Eukaryota; Metazoa; Arthropoda; Arachnida; Araneae; Araneidae
Product: probable glutamate receptor
Exons: 2
Coding region: 1-873 (290 amino acids)
Cellular component (GO): membrane
Molecular function (GO): glutamate-gated receptor activity
Source: RefSeq, a predicted model, not a curated record
AUGACUUUUCCUAAUUUCUUGAAAAUUGCUGUUGUUCCAACUAGUGGAUUAUUUAAAGUCGAAGUCACAGAAACAAAUGAAACAAAAGUUGUAGGAGGAACGGAAAAAACUUUUUUAGAAUUAUUAUCAGAAGUGUUGAAGUUUGAAUACGAAAUUAUAGUACCUCCUGAUGGUGAUUGGGGUAUUUAUGAAAAUGGAAAAUGGACUGGUGUGAUUGGAAAAGUGUAUUAUGGUGAAGCUGACAUUGGUAUUGGGAAAAUCUCAAUUACAGAUCAAAGGAAGAAGGUAGUUGACUAUAGCUAUCCGUAUGAUGUGGAAGAUCUCACUUUUGCUACAGCCAUUCCGAAAUAUCUACCAAAAACCACAGCUUUUAUAGCACCUUUUGAUACUUAUAUAUGGGGCACUCUUUUGAUUACCACCAUCAUUUUUCUUAUAGCGUUUCGCUUUUGUCAGAAAAAGAAACGAUCAUUCCAAAGAAUCGUUUUAAAAUUCGUCGGCUAUCUUCUUUUACAGCCUUUAGACGUUGAACCAGCUUCGAAAAGAAGCAGUUUGUUAGUUGUAACGUGGCUUUUGACAGCCAGAUUUCUUUCAUUUUUCUAUUCUGCUGCUCUUCUAGCUUUUCUGACCAUUCCACAGGAAGAAAACAGCGUUCGGACAAUUCCACAGCUUUCAGAAGCUAUCAAGAAUGGGAAGAUUCAAAGUAUGACGAUUAAAGGCGCCUCUUACACGAGCACGCUGCUGAAAAAUGAACAGGAAAUGAUUAAGUCUAACUCGAGCUAUUGUUCUGAAAAAAGGUUUCUGUUGCGGGCCAAAACUGGACAGGAUGAUUCUGAGAAUUUGUUCUGCGGGUAUUUAUACAAAGUUGCAGGAUGA